Messenger RNA from Capsicum annuum, 603 nucleotides. RefSeq lists its product as uncharacterized. Bases 1 to 603 code for a protein of 200 amino acids. The transcript has a single exon. Lineage: Eukaryota; Viridiplantae; Streptophyta; Magnoliopsida; Solanales; Solanaceae. The record is from RefSeq and is a predicted model, not a curated record. Gene Ontology annotation, molecular function: nucleic acid binding.
AUGAAAGCCACAUGUGAAAAGUUCAAGAUCAAGCAUCAAAAUUCCACAGCCUACAGGCCACAAAUGAAUGGAGCAGUUGAGGCCACAAAUAAAAAUAUCAAGAGGAUCCUGUGCAAGAUGGUUGACAACAGUCGACUGCUAAGGUACUGUACCACCAUCAGGACGUGCACAGGUGCCACGCCUUACUUUCUGGUUUAUGGAAAAAAAGCAGUGAUACCAGCUGAGGUCAAAAUACCAUCUCUAAGAAUCAUCCAUGAAGUAGAAUUGAGUGACGCUGAUUGGAUACAAAACAAAUUCGAGCAACUGGCGCUCAUUGGCGGAAGACGAAUAAAUACAGUUUGCCAUGUCCAACUCUAUCAGAACAGAAUAACCAAAGCUUUCAACAAAAUGGUUAUGCCAAGACACUUUGCGCCAGGACAACUGGUUCUAAAGCAAAUUUUUCCACAUCAAGACGAGGCAAAGGGCAAAUUCUCGCCUAAUUGGCAAGGCCCUUACGUGGUUCAUCGAGUUCUGAUAGGAGGAGCACUCAUACUUGCAGAAAUGGAUGGCAUAGUUUGGUCUAAGCCCAUCAAUUCAAACGCUGUUAAGAGAUAUUAUGUUUAA